Molecule: messenger RNA, 5107 nt
Organism: Equus caballus (horse)
Lineage: Eukaryota; Metazoa; Chordata; Mammalia; Perissodactyla; Equidae
Source: RefSeq, a predicted model, not a curated record
UUGGAAUUGGUGAUGACUUUUCUCAGAAAGUGUAGGGGAAAAUAUUUAGUUGUAAUUGAAGGAAAAGGACAGUGAGAGGUGCCAUAGUUGGGGGACGGCGGUGGGGAGGCACAAAUUGAAAACAAGGCAGUGUGGUUCUCUUUUCAGCUAUUCGUACUCACUGAUUGAGCUUUGUGACGUCACGGUUUCCAGUGUUGCAGAGAGCCAUUCCUAUCACCAAUCAUUAUUCCUAGGUUAAGCUGGGGACUUGAAUGAUGACUGAACUGAGGCCGCGUGAGAAAUUUGGUUUUUUAAUGUGUAUGUAUCCCUAAGAGGAAAUUGUGGUGUGUGGUAACAAAAUUUAGAUUCUCUUUUUUCUUGGUUAUGUCUCUGUCUGGUAAAUUAGAGGGAAAGAUGCUGGACAGUGAGUCAGGAAACUUGAGUGUUCAUUCUGAAAUUGAUGUUUUCUAGCUAUGUGGACUUGAGUAAGUUAGGUAAGCUACCAGGCUCACAUCAGCUUCCCCAUUUGUAGAAUUAAUUUGGGGACCUGGCAUUUUCCUUCUCAAAGUCACGACUUUUCUUUGACAUUAUUGAAUAAUUGUUCUGCUUAGAGGCUUUAUAUUCAUUGUAACAUUGAACACUCACAACAACUUUGUCAGGUAUCUGCUAUUAUCCUUAUUUUAUAAAUAGGUUCAGAGAAGUCAAAUAAGUUACUCAGACGUAUAGCAAAAGGCAAAGUACAUGUUAGAGCUCAAGUUUGUCUGAUUUAAAAGCUCUCUAUUAUAAAGGCCCAUGAUCAGCCAUUUUAACUAAUUGUCCCUUCACAGCACAAACAUGUUUCUUGAAUUCUGUGGAUCCAACCAGAACUAUCUGGAAUAGCCAGAGGAUGGUUUUUUGAUUACAGGGUGGCCAUGAGUUACCAGGGAGCAGGUUUCCCAAACAGUUGAAUGAGGGGAAUAAAACAAUGGGUCAAUUAUCUGACAAACUUUGAGAAUAGGUCCUGGUCUAGACAUCUAUAUUUAUUUUCCUGGGAACUUGAACCCCAUCUGACCCCCAUUUUUCUCCCUCCUCCUAUUCUAUUCCCAGUUAUAUGACAAGGAGGCAACAGAAAUAUACUGGUCUCUUAGCCAAUUUUACUUCUGUGUUGAUAUAAAGAGAGUGGCAGCUUUUCAAGCAAGUGGUAACAUUUCUGAUCACUAUGAAGUGUCAACCACUUAGCCAGCUAAGUUAUUUAAACUUGCUCUUCUCUGUGUAAGAAUUCUUAAGGCUGUUUUUUUGGAACCACACCCCUAGGCUGGGGAAAGUUGCUGCGAGGUGCCAAGAUAUUGGCAAGACAUUAUAUAAGAUAAAUCCUUCAGAAAAAAGAAUUAUGACUUUUCUAUUUACAUUUCUACUCAAACUCAGCAACUACAAGCUUUCCUUUUCAGGUGCUCUUUUAGGAAAUUUACCAUAUUGAGUCUCUUCUCUUUUUAAAACAUGCAGGAUCAACAGGGCAUUUUCCUAAGACUUUUGCACUUUCCUAAGACUAUUACACUCCAUUUGCAUCAACAACAGACAAGGGGAGAAUUUCACUCCAGUUCCAAUAUCUUAAUGGAAGCCCCUUAAAGUAGCUGUAGCACAAUAGAAGUAACAGUAUUGCCAUGAAAAAUACAGACUUGCAGCCUCCUGUUUCCAAAACCCAGGUAUCCCAAGCAGGGCCAGGAAUAGGAUGAGGCAAACAAGGCUCUUAAGGGAGCAAAGUUUAAGGAGGCACUUAUUCAUAGGUGCUGGCCCUGUGCUUAUACAACUCUGAGCACAAGUAUCUCCUUAAAUUCUGCAGUGGGUGGCUCAUUCUUAAGGAGAGGCUCAUUCCCAUGGUCAGGAUCACACAAGAAUGGGUUGUCGUGUUAAAGUGAGUACUUCCUUAUAUUUUGCACCCUAGGAUCUUCCCUCAUCCUAGUCCCAGUACUAAUCCCAAGAGGCCACAGACUCCAUGGAGAGUCUUCAAGACAGCCCCCUAAAGAGAAGAGGGAUGCAGAACAUGGUUCUACAGCACAUGGGGUCCCAUUGCCUGAUUCCCCCAAGCACUGGGUAGAAGGAGAAAUGCUGAGGUUCCCCAUUAUCCUCUAACCUCACUCCUCUAGCUUUAGUGACUGAAGGAAGGAAGGCAGGAAUGAAACACUGUCCUUCUUCCUGGAACGCCCUUCUUAAGUGACUUUAGGCUAGCUCCUUUGGAGAGGCUGAGAUGUCCUAAACCCUGGUGUGUUUGUGAGCAGCCACGUGAAGGCACCACCCCAAGGUGAGCUCUGCUGGCCCCACAGACCCUAGAACAGGAGCUCUGUCUUUCUCAAAAAAUGUUUGAGGACAGUUUCAUAGAAGAAAGUGGCAUAAUAAUUCUGUAGGACUCUAACAUGCUUAGUUAUAUUUCUUCCUCUCUUAAAAAUAUAUAUGAACUAAUACUCUCCAUGACAUAUGUUGAUGGCACUGCCAACCCACUGUCGGGGAUGUGUACUUUGAAAUAUUUUCCAGUGGUGGACAUGGGCUUUGGCCGGUGUGUCCUUACUCUCUCGCUCAGUGAGUCCCUUUUGUGUGGCACUUUUGAAAGCCUCAUAGAGGCCAUGUGUCUAUUGGGAUCAAAACUAUAGCCUUGUCCUCUUUGUCAUUACCCUAACCAAGUGAACUAACCUAAGCUACCAAUAAUGACAACAAUACUGACAAUAGUCACUGACGUAUUUGACCACUUAACGAUGUGCAAGCACAGUCUUGGGCACUUUACAAAUAUUACAUAAUUUAAUCCUUAUACUAAUCCUGUAAGGAAGCUGUCAUUUAGCCACUUUUGCAGAAGAGAAAAAUAGAGACAAAGAAAACUUAAGUAACGGGCCUUGGGUCAUAAAGCUAGAAUGUGGCAGAGUUGGACAUGCAUUUGAUUCCAAAAUCUGUGUUCUUUCUGCUUCCACAAAGCCCCUCUUUAAACAUUUAGGAUUCACAAAAUAGGAGUAAUUCUUACCCUAAUUUGAAAUAAGCUGAAGUAGUGGUGUUCCAACUUACACCUUUGUCAUUGUUGUUUGCCUUUGUAUUCCAGACCCCAGGCAAAGCAAUGGGCUCACUCAGUGCAGCAAAUGCACAGUUCUGCUUUGACGUCUUUAAAGAGAUGAGCUAUGACCACACAGCUGAGAACCUCUUCUUUUCUCCCCUGAGUCUCCUGUCUGCCCUGGCUGUGGUGCUCUUUGGGGCCAGAGGUGACAGUGCAUCUCAGAUGGAACAGGUGCUUCACUUGAAGGAACUAACAAGAGCUGCAAAUGCUUCAAACGCAAAGUGUGAACAAGAUACAGGGAUCCAUUCACAUAUUCAAGCACUCCUCUCUGAAAUCAGCCUGUCUAGCCACGGUCAAGUCCACAUGGCAAGUGGCAUAUUUGCAGAAGCAGCCCAUCCAUUCCUCCCGACAUAUUUAGACUGUAUUGAACAAUUACAUAAACUGAAACCUGAAAAUUUGGAUUUCAAAAAUAAUUUAGAAGGAGCCAGAAUGCAGAUUAACUCAUGGAUUGAACAAGAGACAAAAGGUGAGAUCAAGGACCUCUUGUCACCCAACAGCCUCGCCUCCUCUGACCAGUUGGUGCUGGUUAAUGCCAUCUCCUUCAGAGGGACCUGGAAGUAUGCAUUUCAGAAAGACCAAACGACAGCAAUGGCUUUCAAAUUGGAUGAGUCCCAGAGCAAACCAGUCCAGAUGAUGCGGCUGCAAGGGUGCUUUAAACUGGGCUCCGUAAAGGAGCCUCGGGUCCAGGUCCUUGAAAUGCCGGACGCCGAGGAUCAUCUGAGUAUGGUCAUCGUCCUACCCAGCGAAGACGUCGGCCUGGGGCAGGUUACCAAGGGAAUCACUUAUGAGAAACUGAAAAGCUGGAUAGGCUCGGCCAACAUGAAGGACACAGCUGUGGUUCUGCACCUGCCCCAGCUCAGACUUGAUGAGCGUCAUGAAGAUCUGACUUUCAUAUUGGAGGCUUUGGGAAUGACUGAUGUCUUGGACCACUCAAGGGCUAACCUGUCUGGCGUAACUGCAGGAGGUGGGCUUGUGGUCUCCAAGAUAAUCCAUAAGGCCAUGCUAGAGGUUACAGAGGGUGGCCCAGAGUCCACACUUACCAACCAAACAGGAGAGGUGGAAAAUCCUGAAACCUUCAAGGUGGAUCAUCCUUUCCUCUUCUUUAUCCUACACAAAGAGACUAAGACGAUUCUUUUCUAUGGUAGGGUCUGCAUCCCUUAAGGAAUGGCAUGAAUUUGUACUCAAACAACUUUCUGAUUCUUCAAAGUAGCCAGAUUUUAUGAGCUUGUAGAAUUCAUUCAGUUUAGGUGCAACUGAAAGAGAUAAACCAUGCUUCUUAGCAAUGUUUUUUUUCCAACUAUCUCAUGUAGAAUAUCCGUCCAUCCUUUCUUGCUUCAGUUUAGGCUGGUUAAACAAGUUACAGCAUGCCAUUAACUGUACUUACUAAAAAAUUGUGAUCAGCACCAUUUUUUUCUUAGGUAGAUUUCAACUUGCUCAGAACCUCAUUUAUAGCUAAAACUCAGAAUGUCUUUUUCCAAACAAACAACAUUAUUCAGUAUGAUUAGCUUACCAAGUUAGUUCUUAAGCACUUAAUUACCUCACUUGCAACUGAACUAAUGAUGUUAAUAAGAGGAGCUAACCUUCACUGGGCAUGUGGCAUGUGCCUGGCACUCACCGGAUGACCUGCUUCAAUUCUCACCAAAACCCCGAGAGGCAGGAAUGAUUGUUUUCUCCAUUUUAAAGACGGGAAACUGAGACAGGUUUAAUAACUGAACACACAAGUGGCAAGUAACAGACUAGAUUUCCAAACCCAGAAGGUUUGAUACAAGACCCCUACUCUUGACCACGAUCAACCCUGUCCUCGUCAUAAGUCUGCAUCCUGAGACUCAGAGCCAGGGCCGCCACGGUAGAAAAGGAAGCAGAAAGAAAAAGAAGGGAGUUGCUUUCCUCCUAUGGGAAUGGGCUCAGUUUAGAAGUAACAUUUAUAGAACAUUUUCAAGUUUUCAAAGAAGUUCCAUACUUGAAAUUAUUUAAUAGGCAAAUGUGUUUUAUUUUAUGCUUAUUCUUUUUUCCAUGUCCCUCUCCACUUCUUCUUUUUUUUUCUUUUUUGGUGAG